Messenger RNA from Rangifer tarandus platyrhynchus (Svalbard reindeer), 735 nucleotides. Lineage: Eukaryota; Metazoa; Chordata; Mammalia; Artiodactyla; Cervidae. The record is from the annotation of a GenBank genome assembly.
AUGGUAGGAGUCCCCAGGCCCAGAGCCCAGGGGGUUGUUCCACAGAGGCCAUGCUGGCCCCUGGCCCGGAAGAAGCACCGCCGGAGGCCUUCAAAGCGCAAGCAGCAUGCUCACUUUGGCAGCACAUAUACAAAGCGCAAGCGGCACUGGCGGCCCUACUUGGAGCUCAGCUGGGCUGAGAAGCAACAGCGGGACGAGAGGCAGAGCCAGCGGGCCUCCCGGGUCCGAGAAGAAUUGUUCGCCAAAGGCCAGCCCGUGGCACCCUACACCACCACCCAGUUCCUGAUGAACGACCGAGACCCCAAGGAGCCCAACCUGGAUGUGCCCCAGGGGGCCUCCCACCCAGGCUCCAGUGGGGAGAGUGAGGCCGGGGACAGUGACGGGCAGGGCCACACUUGUGGGGAGUUCCAGCAGAAGGAUUUCUCUGAGGCCUAUGAGCGCCAUCUCCCCAAGAGCCUGCAGGGCCGCAGCAAGGAGGAGCUGGUGCGAGACUCUCUGGAUCUGGAGAGGCAGCUGUCCCAGGCCGAGGAGGAGGUGAGGAGGCUGCGGCAGCAGCUGCCGAGGCGCACCAGCGGUUACCCCUGUUGCCAGGUGGAGGAACUGGCCGCCGAGGUAGAGAGGCUCCGGAUGGAGAACCAGCGGCUCCAGACGGAGAACCAGCAACUUCGGCAGGAGAACGAGAUGUGGAACCGGAAUCGAGAAGGCUGCCGCCGUGGUGGGCAGCCGGGCCGCUAG